Engraulis encrasicolus (European anchovy) is the source of this 2781-nucleotide messenger RNA. RefSeq names its product UTP6 small subunit processome component (gene utp6). Gene Ontology annotation, cellular component: Pwp2p-containing subcomplex of 90S preribosome; small-subunit processome. Gene Ontology annotation, molecular function: protein binding; snoRNA binding. Gene Ontology annotation, biological process: maturation of SSU-rRNA from tricistronic rRNA transcript (SSU-rRNA, 5.8S rRNA, LSU-rRNA). The coding region runs from base 229 to 2013 and encodes 594 amino acids. The transcript has 20 exons. Lineage: Eukaryota; Metazoa; Chordata; Actinopteri; Clupeiformes; Engraulidae. The record is from RefSeq and is a predicted model, not a curated record.
UUGUCAUUGGCACAUUAUUCAACAAAGAGACGAGAUAUUCUGAAAUGAAAGUGAAGUUACAGUCUGCUGCAACUUGCAGAACACAUUUUGACCGGUGCAGACAGUGUGCGUCUCUUGGGAGGUUUCUAGACGGACCGCUAGUGGUGGGACACCGGAAAAAGAAUCACAACUUGAUCACAGCUGCAACACGCGUGUUUCUGAAAACAGAGCGGACUUUGAUGUGGAAGAAUGGCUGAAAUAGUACAGCGGCGAAUAGAAGAGAGGAUUCCAGAGCUCGAGCAGCUUGAACGAGUUGGUCUGUUCACUCAAAAGGAGAUCAGGUCUAUCCUGAAGAGGACAACUGCAUUGGAGUAUAAACUGCGCAGAAGGGACAUAACUAAAGAUGACUUCAUAGCAUACAUACAGUAUGAAGUUAACGUGCUGGAACUUAUUACAAAGAGACGUCAAAAUCUGGGCUACUUUUUCAAGAGGGAGGAAAUUGAGUAUGUCAUUAUUCAACGUGUAGUCAACACAUUCCGUAGAGCCACAUCCAAGUGGCAGGAAGAUAUCCAGUUGUGGCUGUCCCAUGUAGCCUUCUGUAAGAAAUGGGCCACACAGGGUGAACUCAGCAAGGUCUUCUCCUCCAUGCUGGCUGUCCAUCCAGACAAACCAGCCCUGUGGAUCAUGGCUGCCAAGUGUGAGCUGGAGGACAGGAACUCCUCGGAGAGCGCUCGCCAUCUCUUCCUCAGGGCCCUGCGCUUCCAUCCCAACGACAAGAAGGUCUACCAGGAGUAUUUCCGUAUGGAGUUGAUGCACGCUGAGAAGCUGAGGAAGCAGCAGGCUGAGCUGGAGAAGGCCGAGAUCGACGUGGGGGAAUACGAGUUCUCCCCAGAGAUUCUCAGUGGCAAGCUGGCAGAGGUGGUGUACAGAGAUGCCACACAGAAGAUCAAAGGUGCUGAGUUCAUGCUGUCGCUCCUGCAGAUUGCAUCCAUAUUUGACUUCACCAAGGAGCUACAGGACUCCAUCCUGCACGAGUUGCAGAGCCUGCACACGGACGACUCGGUGACCUGGGACUUCAUGGCCAAGCGCGAGCUGGAGGUGACGGUGACGCCGGAGCUGCAGACGGCGAAGGGCAAGGCCUCGGACGCCGACCGCAAGGAGGAGCGCUGCUGUGCCGUCUACCAGGAGGCCGUCAAGAGCCUCAACACCGAGGCCAUGUGGACGUGCUACAUCAACUUCACCUCAGAGAAGUACAGGAGGAAAACCAACGUCCAGGAUCUGAAGGACAAGAGGAGACAGCGGUUACUGAUGGCCAUGCAGGGAGCGCAUGAGGCGUCGCUGCUGCCAGAGACCUUCUACAAAACCUGGCUCGAGGCCUCACUGUCGUCGGGUGACGAGGACGCCACCACGCAGAUCGCCGUGGCCGCCACCCAGCGCUUCAGCCAAUCGGGCGAGACCUGGAGCCUGGCCCUGCAGACCCUGGUGAAGCUGGGCCGUGCGGAGGCGGGCGCUCUAUUCCAGGAAGCGCUCGCUCACGUCAAUCCCAAGGAGAGCCUGCCUUUGUGGCUACAGUGGCUUCGGUGGAGCGAGGCCAGUCAGGGCGUGCAGGAGACUGAGGCCUUGUUUCAGAAGGGUCUGUUGUUACCCUUUCCGGCGAUCUGCGCAACUAUCAAAGAAAAGUACCUGGAGUGGUCCUACAAAACUGGAGGGUACAAGAAGGCCCGAAAGACCUUCACGAGCUUACACGAGCGCCGUCCCUUCACCAAGGCUUUCUUCACCACCAUGCUCCAGAUUGAAAAGCAGCAGGACACGCCAAAGAUGAGCAACAUUAGAGACUGCUAUGAACGAGCGCUCAGAGAGUUCGGCUCUAGUGAUCACGAUCUGUGGUUGGACUACAUCAAAGAGGAGCGUGGGGAACACGGGCAGCCUGAGAACUGUGGCAAGCUGCACUGGCGGGCCAUGAAAGCCCUUGAGGGAGAGGACGUGGAGCGAUUUGUCACCGCCUACGCGCUGCUGCAAACAGGACACAUCUGAUUUUGUACAGCCAACUUGAUGGAACUGAAGGUUGCGAAUCCAUAUUCCAAAAUGGUGGUUCGGUAGCAAGUUAACCUUGAGGUUGUGGUAAACAAGCUUAUUUAAGAGCCUGGGGUCCUCGUCUUUAGGGUUACCACAUUUCUGAAGGUUAGCUCAGCCACGUUUAUUACUUGAACCUUGUUCUUUGGAAUACACCUGUUGUCUGCUUCUUACAGGAUAACUUCUACCUAUUUCAACAUGCAAUUGUAAUGCUCACACUACCAUGGACUUGUACCUGAGAAUUAUUUUUUUUCUUCAGCCUUUUCCGAGAUCCUAGUCAUUAUAAUUGGGGCAGGCGUUUGUUUACUUAUCAAAAAAAACAUCUUGAUUUAUUCCCAAAAACAUCGAAACCAACAUCAGCAGACAACUCGCAAACAGCGAUACCUUUUGGGAUAAUAUUUGGAGUAGGCCUAUGUUAAGAAGAUUUUUAAUGUUAACAGAGGCCGCCCCCAUUAGAAUAGCUCAGAUCUCGCAAAGGGCUGAGUCGUAAAAUGCAGCAUCACCGGGUACUGACAAGUCAAGGUUAGCAAUACAACAACAUAUUGAAAUUGGCAGAAGUUAUCCUUUAAGUGUUGAGUGUUUUUCACCCUCAAGAUGUACUGUAGCUGCUGCAGAAGGUUUGAAAGACUUUGGAGAACCAAUCAUUUUGUUCAUACCUGAUGAUGUUAAACAUUUGAAAUUGUCUGCACAGAACAUUCAUGUUGGAAAUAAACAUUUAUUAUACAUGUU